AUGGCGCUGCCCUGGGCUCUUGCAGUCCUGAGCCUUCUUCCUCUGCUGGAUGCCCAUAGCCUGGCGUGUCCCAAUUUCUCGGUGCCCAUCACCAAUGCCUCCCUGGAUCAGAUCUCUGGCAAGUGGUUUUUUAUCGCUGACGCUUCCCGCCUCCUAGAGUACAAGAUGGAAGUUAAUGAAUCCCAUGCAUUCUUCCUUUAUUUGACCCCCAACCACACGGAGGACAGGAUACAGCUCAGAGAGUAUAUGACCUUUGAGGACCAAUGCAUGUAUAACUCCACCAACCUGAGGGUCCACCGGGAAAAUGCAACCCUGACCAAACAUGAGAAUGGCGCACAAUAUUUUGGUCACUUAUUGCUGCUCAAGGACCCCAAGACCUUCAUGCUCGCUACUUUCCCAGAAGACAAGCAGGAAUUGGGGCUGUCCUUCUUUGCUGACAAGCCAGAGGUGACCCCGGAGCAAAUGGGAGAGUUCUAUGACUACCUCACGUGCAUGGGCAUGGACAAGUCGGAUGUCCUGUAUCCCAAUCAGAAAAAGAAUAUGUGCCAGCAGCUGGAGAAGCAGCAUGAAGAGGAAAGAAGGAAGGAAAAGGAGAAGUCUGA
Molecule: messenger RNA, 602 nt
Organism: Pipistrellus nathusii (Nathusius's pipistrelle)
Lineage: Eukaryota; Metazoa; Chordata; Mammalia; Chiroptera; Vespertilionidae
Source: the annotation of a GenBank genome assembly